AUGAUAGAUCCAGAAUUUGAAACAGUAAAUAUUUUAUUAACACAGAGUCCAUGUGGAAAACUUCACGCUGACAGAAUAACAGACGUUGAAGCACUCACCGGCUAUAAAGUUUGUCCAUAUUGUAAAGAAGAAGUUUAUUCUAUCCGUGAUGAUCCAGAAAGGAAAAACCAAAGAAGAUUUUUAAAACAUUGUGAGAAAUGUAAAGAAAAUAAUGGGAGAUUAAUUCAAGACGUUCAGUUGCAAAAGACACAGCAACCAUAUGCACCACAUAUUACGAAACAGAAGAUAUAUCAGUGGUUAUUAGCUCAUAAUUUGCAGAAAUAUUAUAAACCGACAAGAUAUUAUAUUACUUUUGACUUCGAAACAUUAGAGACUAAAGAAGAAUUACAACUUUCUGAGUGUGCAACUUUGAACGCUUACUUAAAACCAUUCAUGGUAUCAUCAACGGUUAAAUUAAAUGAUAAAACAUAUACGAGGAAUUUUUGCUUAACUUCGAGUGAUUCUUUUAUUUCUGAUUGGAUUGAGUUUUUAUUUUCAACCUGUUCAUUAGUUGCUAAAUCAAAUAUUGAACAAUAUGAAGAAUUAAUGAAGUCGCAAACAGACCAAACGGUGGGGACUUUGUCUCAUACAUUAAAUGAGAAACAAAAGGAAGCAAUGAAAGAGCUUUUAGAUGAAGAAUUUAAUAAAGUGAAUAUCAUAGGUUUUAAUUCGGGAAAGUUUGAUUUAAAUUUAAUUCUUCGUGAUUUAAACACUGCAAAAUGGAAAAUAAAAUCAAUGCUGGGUUCAUCUUCACAAUUUAAGCAAAUCAUUGUAAAGAAAACAAACGUUCCAUAUGAAUUGAGAUUUAUUGACAUCAGAAAUUAUAUAGCGGGUGGGACAUUAGACCAAUUCACUCAAGAUUUCGGAAAUAAUAAAUCACGUGUUAAAUCCUUUUUCCCUUAUCAAUUCAUCACAUGGGAGAAUUACGAAGAUGAAUUAUAUAAAAAGGAACCAUUCACGAAAGAUUCAUUUUAUUCAGCAUUAACACAAGAAACAAUAUCCGAUUCAGAUUAUCAAAUAUAUCUCAAUGAUGCUAAAAACUUUAAGAAUAGAUUAGAAUAUUUUAUUCAUUAUUGCAAUAAAGAUGUUGAAAUUAUGAUUGACCCAAUUGAUAAAAUUAUUGAAGAAACAUUUGUUUAUAAAAUUGACAUGCUUCAUAAUCUUUCUUUAUCAUCGAAUGCUUCAAUGAUUCGUUACGCUUUAGCAUAUAAAGACUUUAAUCAUAAUGAAAAAUAUCCCGAGGAAGAGAUAGAAUCAAGUUUUGAAUUAACGAAAAAGUAUUGGAAAUAUAAAAUUGAAUCAUAUAAGAAACAAGAUGAAAAAGCAGAAAGGGAUACUAAAAAUAAUGUUUCAAUGGAUGAUUUUCAAUACUAUCACGAUUUAAUCCUUUCAUCUAAAUGCAAAAUGUGUGGUAAAGCGUUUACAUAUGCAAAUAAACCAACAUUGGAUAGAAUCGAUAAUGAAAAACCACAUACCAAAGAAAAUUGUCAGUUAAUGUGUUGUUAUUGCAAUGUCGUAAAAUCAAAUAAAGAUGAAGAUGUUCAACGUUUAAGAAUCAAUUUAAGAAAUUAUGCAUUAAAAAAUAAUUUACCAAUGACUUUAGAUUCAGUUGAAGCUUAUCACAUUCUCCGUAAUGGAAUUACUGGUGGUCUAUCAAAUGUUCAACAUCGUGUUAAUCUUAAAGGAAUCACGCACAUUAAUAAACUUUCAUAUAGUCCAGAACUAAAAACUGUAUCAAAUGAGGACACUUCCAACAUCAUGACUCAUUUCGUUGGUGUUGAUUUUAAUUCAUUAUAUCCUUCAUCAUUUUCAUCUAAUCCUCAUGAUUUCAUUCAAUAUACUGACCAUAAAAUGUAUAUGCCGGGAAGAUUGA
Messenger RNA from Trichomonas vaginalis G3, 1912 nucleotides. Its product is annotated as DNA/RNA polymerase superfamily. The annotation marks the transcript as partial. The record is from RefSeq and is a predicted model, not a curated record. NCBI's taxonomy places the organism in Eukaryota, Parabasalia, Trichomonadida, Trichomonadidae. The transcript has a single exon.